Mobula hypostoma (lesser devil ray) is the source of this 3884-nucleotide messenger RNA. It is a transcript of the gene nfasca, whose product is annotated as neurofascin homolog (chicken) a. NCBI's taxonomy places the organism in Eukaryota, Metazoa, Chordata, Chondrichthyes, Myliobatiformes, Myliobatidae. Bases 381 to 3842 code for a protein of 1153 amino acids. Gene Ontology annotation, cellular component: plasma membrane; axon. The record is from RefSeq and is a predicted model, not a curated record. Gene Ontology annotation, biological process: cell-cell adhesion; brain development; axon guidance. Gene Ontology annotation, molecular function: cell-cell adhesion mediator activity. The transcript is spliced from 28 exons.
AGGAGGGACUGAGAGUGUAGAAAGGGGGACAGCUGUCAAUAAAUAAAACAUGAUAUUGCCCACCCAUUGUCAGUGGCAAUGAUAAUCUGGAGCAGAGAUAUUCUCGGUUUGGAGGAGAGGGAAAUGCCAGGUUUUAGCAGGAGGGAAGAUUUCACGGGAGGUUGUAUGAGCAACUCCACUGAGACGAGACUUUAACCAGCAGUAUAUUCAAAACUGGGAGUUGGAACACAGUCGGAGAUAAUUUCCUGGGAAUAAGACACAGUUCAUAAUUAACAGAAGAUCUUGGCUUCACAUAUUUUUUCUUCCUCUGGUUCUGGUGUCAUCCAGAGCACCCAGCCCAGAGGACAACUUUGCUCUUGGGGAGCACUUAACUGGCAGAAAUGCUACCAAGGGAAGGGAUCCUACUGCACUUCGGAUUGCUGCUCAUCUUGACUCUAAGCCACGAGGUUACAUCCAUUGAAGUCCCUCUCGAUUCAAACCUUCAGAAUCAGUUGAACCAGCCUCCAACCAUCACCAAGCAGUCGCCAAAGGAUUACAUUGUAGAUCCACGGGAUAACGUUAUGAUCGUUUGUGAAGGAAAAGGGAACCCAACCCCUGUAUUCUCAUGGACCCGCAAUGGAAAGUAUUUCAAUGUUGCCAAAGAUUCUAGAGUGUCUAUGAGAUCGCGGUCAGGAACUCUGGUCAUGGACUUCCGAUAUAGUGGCCGGGCAGAGGACUAUGAGGGCGAGUAUCAGUGCUCAGCCAGAAAUGACCACGGCACAGCGCUCUCCAACAAAAUACACCUCCAGGUUUCCAAAGCUCCCCUGUGGAGGAGGGGGAAUGUGGAGCCAUUCGUAGUUCAGGAAGGAGCAUCCGUGGUUCUUCCCUGCCAACCACCCCCAGGUCUUCCGCCUCCUGUCAUCUUCUGGAUGAACAGCAAUAUGGAUCUGAUCCCUCAGGAUACACGGGUCUCUCAGGCUCUGAAUGGGGAUCUCUACUUCUCCAACGUGAAGCGCAGUGAUGCACGUUUUGAUUACAUCUGCAAUGCCCGGUUUCCCUUCACUCAGACCAUCCAGCAGAAAAACCCCAUCACCAUCAAAGUACUGACCACUCGCCCUGUCACUGAACAGAUUCCAAAGUUCAUGGUACCAGAAGGGACAUCAAGCAGCAGAAUCAUUCUACGAGAAGAGGACCUGUUACUGGAAUGUAUUGCAUCAGGAGUGCCCACGCCAGAUAUCAUUUGGUACAAGAAAGGUGGUGAGUUGCCGUGGCCAAAAGUGCGAAUGGAAAACUUCAACAAGACGCUAAGGAUCAUGAAUGUCUCAGAGGAGAACUCGGGCGAGUAUUUCUGCCUGGCAUCCAAUAAGAUGGGGAGCAUUAGGCACACCAUCACAGUGAGAGUAAAAGCUGCUCCAUAUUGGCUGAAUGAACCCCAGAACCUGGUGCUAGCUCCUGGGGAGUAUGGCAGACUGCUGUGCCGGGCCAAUGGGAAUCCCAAGCCCAAUAUCCAGUGGAUGGUUAAUGGCGAGCCCAUAGAAAAGGUUCGUCAGAAUCUGAAUCGAGAUGUCUCUGGGGACACAAUCAUCUUCCGAGAGGCACAGAUUGGAACCAGUGCCGUGUACCAGUGCAAUGCUUCCAACGAGCACGGAUACUUACUGGCCAAUGCAUUUGUCAGCGUGCUAGAUGUAAAACCCAGAAUUCUUUCCAAACAAAACCAGAUCAUCAAGGUGAUUGAAAAUAACCGGACGCAGCUCGAGUGCAGGUUCUUUGGCUCACCAAUCCCCAUCCUGCGAUGGUUUAAGGAUGGACAGGGCAAUAAUCUUUAUGGUGGGAACUACAUCAUCCACGACAACGGCACUUUGGAGCUGCGUCGGGCUCGGAAGUCAGAUGAGGGAACCUACACUUGCAUAGCAACCAACACAUUGGGAAAGGCAGAGAACAGGCUGCGGCUGGAAGUCAAAGAACCAACAAGGAUUAUAAAGGCCCCAGAAUCCAUUGCAGUUAAGAGAUCACAUGCUGCCAGAUUUGACUGUAAAGUGAGGCACGAUCCAACGUUGCGACUGAAGGUAACCUGGCUGAAAGACGACAAAGUUCUCUCCUUACCAUGGAGGGCAAAGGAAGAUGAGGACUCUUUAACGAUCAUCAAUGUGUCUGAGCGAGAUGAAGGAACCUACACCUGUGUAGCCCGCACAGACCUGGACAGAGAUUCAGCCAAGGCACGUCUCACUGUUCUAGUUGUUCCCUCCACCCAAAUUACCCCGCUUGCUGCUGUACUAAAAGACCGCCCUGCACCCCCUCGAGAUCUGGAAUUAACGGACCCAGAAGACCGCAGUAUAAGAUUGACCUGGAUUCCCGGUGAUGAAAACAACAGCCCAAUCACAGAAUUCAUUGUGCAGUAUGAAGAAAAUAGGUAUGAGCCCCGGAAGUGGCAUAAUCUAACCAGAAUCCCAGGCAAUAUCAACUCGGCAGUGCUGCAGCUCGCACCGUACAUGAACUAUCAGUUCCGGGUUAUCGCUGUGAACGAAGUUGGCGAAGGCGCCCCCAGCUUGCCCUCUGAACGUUACCAGACGACUGGAGCAGCUCCUGAGAUGAAUCCCAUUGAUGUUAGAGGAGCAGGAAUAACGGAAUCCAGCAUGCAGAUCAGGUGGACGCCUCUGAGUGGCACCCAGGUCAGUGGUCCCAAUAUCAGAUACGUAGUCAGCUGGAGACAACGGGGCGUGCGUGGAGAGUGGUCAACGGUCACAGUGACCAGGCCCAGUUACAUUGUCUCUCCAACACCCCUCUUUACGCCCUAUGAGAUUAAAGUCCAGGCGGUGAAUGAUUUCGGGCCAGGUCCAGAGCCAAACAUCAUAAUCGGGUACUCAGGUGAAGAAUAUCCUAAUGCGGCACCAACUAGCCUCUCUGGGAGGUAUGUUAACAGCACUGCCAUUCUAUUGCAAUGGAGGGGACUGCCUCAAGAAAAUAUCCGAGGAUACCUUAUAGGCUACAGGAUUCAGUACUGGAACGAGGGAAGUCUGCUAAAGUCCACCCGAUACCGGUCACGCGUGGAGGUUAUGGACUCGGCCGGGCAGCGCCCGCGUGCCGUUGUCUCGGGACUGCAGCCGUACAGUAUGUACAAGCUGCAAGUGGCAGCAGUCAACGGCAGAGGCGCUGGUCCUUGGAGUGAGGUGUUUGCGAUUAACACCACCGAAGGAGUGCCUGGGAAGCCACAUUCCCUCAGGAUCCGGCAACCGGAUUUGGAAACCAUUACGUUGCAAUGGACUCACCCACGGGAUCCAAAUGGGAUUAUCACGGGCUACACAAUAAACUACCACCCCUUAACUGGCUCCCGGGCAAGGCGCAAUUCCACAAUUCCCAGACUUCCGCCUGACGUGACUAGUUACAAGCUGGAACGGGUUGAUGCGAAUACCAGGUACAGGUUUUACGUCUUCGCUCACACCAGUCAAGGUAAAGGAGAGGCAAUUGUGCUGGACUCGCCCCUCUUUGAAAAUGAAGUCACCCCUACCGCUGAGAUUGCUAUAACAGAAGGAGUCAUCUCAGGAUUUAUCCCCAUGCCAACCAUUCCAGCUGAAACCAGCAUCACAACCGAAGCCACUAGCACCACCAGCGUCGCACCCCCAACCACCGCUGUCACCGAAUUCGUUCCGCCAGCCGUCACAGGCACUCACAUAUAUGAGGAAGCUCCUGGUAGAAUUUGGAACCUCACUACAUCAGCAGGCAAUGACUAUGUCAAUGUCACGUGGAAUCACGAUUUCCCGAGCGAAAUGGCCGAGUUUAUGGUUGAAUACAUUCACAGUAAGCACUGCUCUAUGCUCUGUACACAUGCGGCCAGUGAUCUGGAUGGGACAGGAGUGCAAUGCUAGCAAUCGCCGUUCUGCAUCCCAGUCUGGCCCUGGGUGGAGGUG